UCAUUAUCAGCUGGUAGCUGCUAGCUGCCUGCUGCCAUAUGACUGUCAAUUCUUAAAUAAUAAAAAGCCAAUAAUUGAAAUUCAAUUCAAUCAAAACAGACUGUUAAUAAGUACAUACUUUAUAAGAGAUAAAACUUUCAGAGUUCAUAGAAAUGCUGAUUGAAAUGUGUUUAAAUAUAUAAUAUAAACGAACGAAUAAAAGCAAAAGAUUAUAUAACAUAAAUAAUGGCAUUUAAAAAGAUAUUAAUUGGAGGAGGAACUGGUUUCAUUGGUCAGCACCUUGGUGAGAUGUUAAGUAAAACUAACUACCGUGUAGUAAAUGUGUCUCGAAUGCCCAGUGCUAAUGCAAUAUCUUGGACUGCAGUAGAAUCUGGAUCUAUUGGCCAUGCUCAUGCUGUUGUUAACCUUGCUGGUCAGCAAACUAUGGAUUUUACUAGGAGGUGGACGGCAGGAUUCAAACAAAAUGUAAGAAACUCUAGAGUAUUUACCACUAAGUCUCUAGCAGCAGCUAUCAAUAAAAGCAACGACAAGCCAAAAGUAUUUGUUGUGGUGACUGGUGUUGGAGCAUAUGAACCUUCGGAAACUAAGAAGUACAAUGAAUCUAGUCCAUCAACUGGAAAAGACUUCUUUUCACGAUUAUGUGUGGAAUGGGAAGCAGCAGCUAAAGUAGAUCCACCUGUGCGACUAGUUAUAAUUCGAUCAGGUGUGGUCCUCGGCCGCGAUGGGGGCAUGGUGAAAAACAUGAUUUUACCAUUCUUCUUUGGACUCGGUGGCCCGCUGGGUUCCGGGAAACAAUACUUACCCUGGAUACAUGUUGAAGAUUUGUGCCGUCUUAUAACUUUCGCUAUAGAAAAUGAUGAAGUGAAUGGCAUAUUGAAUGGUGUUGCCCCUCAAGUCAUUACAAAUGGAGAAUUUACGCAGGCAUUUGCAAAAGCGCUAUCAAGACCAGCAUUCCUGCCAGCUCCUGAAUUUGUUCUGAACUUGCUUCUCAAUGAAGAAAGAGCAAUGCUUAUGACAAAGGGACAACACGUCACACCGAAAAGAGUUUUAGAUUAUGGCUUCAAAUAUAAAUACGAUAAUAUCGAUGCGGCCUGCAAAGAAUGCGCGCAUUUGUUCCCGAAUAAGUAAUAGAUCUUAAUAUCAUGGCUAAGUGGAUGUUAAUUAAUACGAAUAAAGUGUGAUCAAUAAAAAUCAAUCUUUGCAUUGCAUAUGCUUCUAUUUUUAUGUGGUUCGCCUGACGGUAAGGUUGAUUGCAGACCUUACACCUCUACAAAUGGAUUUCCGACUUUAAAUUGGAAAGAGAUUAAUAAAGGAUUUGCUAGAAGAAUAAAAGACUAGGACGGGUAAGGAAAAGGAUAUGGGCCUCCAGCUCAGCAACUCACCGAACGAAACACAGUAUGCUUUUUCAGGCCGGUCUUUUGUGGAGGUGAGGUACUUCCUCGUAGGAACGACUACCACAAACAGAAGCAGUCUAUGCCCGCUUUUAAGGGAUAAGAAAGCUAUUGACGACUGGAAUAGAGGAAUGGACGGGGAAAGUAGAGAGAUGCGGCUCCCUGUACUCAUCAUAAAACAUAGUAGCAUUCACAUACUAUUAUUUAACACCGAAAAUCACAUCUUCGUACAAUAAGUGACAUUAAAAAAAUAUUUGUUUUAUAGAUAAUAAUUGUUUGCAUUAAAUGAGGGCCCAUAUUGAGUAAUUGUUUGGUAAUUUUAAAUGUCAUCUUAAAAAAAAAAUGUUUGUAAUAUUAUUCUGAUGUUAGUAGAAUCCAAAGAUUUUGUAUAUUUUCGCUUUUGGUAGAAUCUAAUAAUAUGUUGAACAAUAAAAUCUAGUGACAUUAAAUAAAAUGAAUUACAACGUCACUAUAUUAUGUAAGUAUCACAGCUUUUAUUUUGCUUAUAACAGAAACAUAUGAAAAAGUAUUGGGUUUUUUCGUUUCUUAAUUUUGUAUCAUUGUUAUGCUGUUUUUAUUUAUAAAUAAAGGAGUUUUGA
Messenger RNA from Zerene cesonia (dogface butterfly), 1990 nucleotides. RefSeq names its product epimerase family protein SDR39U1 (gene SDR39U1). Lineage: Eukaryota; Metazoa; Arthropoda; Insecta; Lepidoptera; Pieridae. The transcript is spliced from 5 exons. The record is from RefSeq and is a predicted model, not a curated record. The coding region runs from base 226 to 1128 and encodes 300 amino acids.